Messenger RNA from Microthlaspi erraticum, 498 nucleotides. Lineage: Eukaryota; Viridiplantae; Streptophyta; Magnoliopsida; Brassicales; Brassicaceae. The record is from the annotation of a GenBank genome assembly.
AUGGGAGCAUUUUGCAAGGCGAUCGAUGCGGUUCUCCUUUUAUACUUUGCUGCUAUGGUGCUCGUUGCGCCGCUCAUCGACGGCCAAUUGGCUCUUCCCGCCGCCGUUUACCCGGCGUUCCUCACCGAUCUGAAUCGCUGGUACGUCGCCGACUUUGGAGAUUAUCUGGUCAAGGAAAAGCCGCAUUUCGUCGUCGGAUUAAUCUGGCACGAGCUCGUGCUUCUCUGGCCGAUCUCGAUCGCCAACGUCUACGCAAUCCUCACCGGGAAAUCGUGGUUCAGCACAACAUCCAUGGUGUACGGAGCUUCCGUCGUGACUUCCAUGGCUGCUAUACUUGCAGAGCUGAUAGGUUCAGGGAGAGCAUCAGAGAAACAGUUGAUGAUGUAUGUACCUUUCAUGGGAUUUGGUAUUCUAUCUCUUCUUCGAGGUCUUCUUUCUCAGUCCGAUGGAUCCAGUGGCAAGAGACCAAUUGUUUUAGCCAGGAGAAAGCGUGCUUAA